Messenger RNA from Tigriopus californicus, 3565 nucleotides. RefSeq names its product chromatin-remodeling complex ATPase chain Iswi-like (gene Iswi). Gene Ontology annotation, molecular function: ATP-dependent chromatin remodeler activity; histone binding; DNA binding. The coding region runs from base 159 to 3299 and encodes 1046 amino acids. The record is from RefSeq and is a predicted model, not a curated record. Lineage: Eukaryota; Metazoa; Arthropoda; Copepoda; Harpacticoida; Harpacticidae. Gene Ontology annotation, cellular component: chromatin; nucleus. Gene Ontology annotation, biological process: nucleosome organization; regulation of transcription by RNA polymerase II. The transcript is spliced from 2 exons.
GUGUUGCCUUGUUUGGCGCUUGAGAAUUGAGCUAGAAGACAACGGGAAAAGAAAGGGUCCUCACGACCGAUUCAAAGUGCCGCCCGCAUAGCUUCUUCGCCGUGGAAGCCUGACCUCUGUUGCGAUCCUCGAAUCUCGAAGUCUCGAGUGCGACCACCAUGUCGUCGUCCUCGUCGUCGUCAUCCUCGGGCACCUCCUCGGCUGGCCCCACCCCGGCCACCGCCGGAGCGGCGGCUGCGGGCGGAGCCGCCAGUGGCUCUGCGGGUGGUUCAUCGGCCAAACUGCCCACUGAUAAGCGAUUCGAUUAUUUACUCAAACAGACCGAGUUGUUUUCGCAUUUUAUGGGCUCGUCCAAAAAAGCCAAGUCGCCCUUGAAGGUCAAGGCCGCACCGGCCAGUGCGGGGGGCGUGAAAGAGGGCGGGGGCAAGGAAGGCGAUCAUCGUCAUCGGAUGACGGAACAAGAGGAGGACGAGGAGUUGCUGACCGAUCUGAACCAAUCCAAAAAGAACACGGUCCAUUUCGACGAGUCGCCGCAUUACAUCAAGCACGGCAAGCUUCGCGACUAUCAAAUCCGCGGUCUCAACUGGAUGAUCUCGCUCUACGAAAAUGGCAUUAACGGCAUCUUGGCCGACGAGAUGGGCUUGGGCAAGACGCUCCAGACCAUUUCGCUCUUGGGCUACAUGAAACACUUCCGGAAUGUGAGCGGGCCGCACAUGGUGCUCGUGCCCAAGAGCACUUUGGCCAAUUGGAUGAACGAGUUCAAGAAGUGGUGCCCCACCCUCCGGGCCGUCUGUCUGAUCGGCGACCAGGAGACCCGAAACGCCUUCAUCCGCGACACGAUGAUGCCCGGCGGGUGGGACGUGGUGGUCACCUCCUAUGAGAUGCUCAUUCGCGAAAAGUCCGUGUUCAAGAAAUUCAACUGGAAGUACAUGGUCAUCGAUGAGGCCCAUCGCAUCAAGAACGAGGAGUCCAAGUUGUCGCUGAUCGUGCGCGAGAUCAAGACCAGCAAUCGAUUGCUCUUGACCGGCACGCCCCUCCAAAACAACUUGCACGAGCUUUGGGCCCUCCUCAAUUUCCUCCUGCCCGACGUGUUCAGCUCGUCGUCGGAUUUCGACGAGUGGUUCAAUACGAACAACUGCUUGGGCGAUGACACGCUCAUCAAGCGCUUGCACGGCGUCUUGAAGCCCUUCUUGUUGCGUCGCCUCAAGUCGGAUGUGGAGAAGUCGCUGUUGCCCAAGAAGGAGAUGAAUAUCUACGUGGGUCUCACCAAGAUGCAACGCGAUUGGUACACCAAGAUCCUCAUGAAGGACAUCGACAUCGUCAACGGCGCCGGGAAAGUGGAAAAGAUGCGUCUGCAGAACAUUCUCAUGCAGUUGCGCAAAUGCGUCAAUCAUCCUUACCUUUUCGACGGAGCCGAACCGGGCCCUCCUUACACCACGGACGUGCACAUCGUCGAGAACUCCGGGAAGCUCUUGGUGAUGGACAAGCUGCUCCCGCGUUUGCAGGAACAAAAAUCUCGCGUCCUGAUCUUCACCCAAAUGACCCGGAUUCUGGACAUCCUAGAGGAUUACUGUUGGUUCCGCAAUUACAAGUAUUGCCGUAUCGACGGUCAGACUGCUCACGAGGACCGAAAUCGCCAAAUCGAAGAGUUUAACGCAGAGAAUUCCGAGAAGUUCAUCUUCAUGUUGUCCACACGAGCUGGAGGGUUGGGUAUCAAUUUGUACACGGCCGAUAUCGUGGUUCUGUUUGACUCUGAUUGGAAUCCUCAGAUGGACUUGCAAGCCAUGGAUCGAGCGCAUCGUAUCGGUCAAAAGAAGCAAGUGAAAGUGUUCCGAUUGGUCACGGAAAACACCGUCGACGAAAAGAUCGUGGAAAGGGCCGCUGUCAAGUUGAAGUUGGAUCGCAUGAUCAUCCAGCAAGGCCGAUUGGCCGAGCAAAAGGCCAACCUGGGCAAAGAGGAGAUGCUCAACAUCAUCCGACACGGAGCCAAGCACGUGUUCUCCUCCAAGGACUCCGAGAUUAGUGACACCGACAUUGACACCAUCCUUCAAAUGGGCGAGAAGAAGACGCAAGAAGAGAACAAGAAGCUGGCCGAAUUGGGCGAGUCCUCAUUGCGAUCGUUUACGUUGGACACCAAGCCCGAGAACUCGGUGUACAAUUUCGAGGGCGAGGAUUUCCGCGAGAAGCAACGCGACGACAUUGGCAUCAAUUGGAUUGCCCCUCCCAAACGCGAGAGGAAGGCCAAUUACGCCGUGGACGCCUAUUUCCGAGAGGCCUUGAGAGUGGGGGCGGCUGAGCCCAAGGCUCACAAGGCCCCUCGGCCUCCCAAGCAGCCCAUCGUUCAAGACUUUCAGUUUUUCCCACCCAGACUUUUUGAGCUUCUGGACCAGGAGAUCUACCAUUAUCGUAAGGUGGUGGGCUACAAGGUACCUCUGAACCCGGAUCUGGGAUCAGAUGCCAAGAAGAGCCAGAAGGAGGAGCAGAGGAAGAUCGACGAUGCCGAGGAAUUGACCGAGGAAGAGCAGGAGGAGAAAGAGGAGCUUCUUAAUGAGGGCUUUACCAAUUGGAGCAAACGAGAUUUCAAUCAGUUCAUUCGACUCCACGAAAAGUACGGCCGAGAGGACAUCGGUUCCAUUUCCAAGGAGGUCGAAGGCAAAAGCCCCGAGGAAGUGGUCAGCUACAGUAAAGUAUUUUGGGAGCGAUGCUCCGAACUCCAAGACAUUGACCGCAUCAUGGCUCAAAUCGAGAAAGGUGAAGCCAAGAUCCAACGACGGUCCCUCAUCCGAAAAGCAUUAGACGCCAAGAUCGCCCGCUACAGAGCACCAUUCCAUCAACUCCGCAUUGCCUACGGAACCAAUAAAGGCAAGAACUACACCGAGGAAGAGGACCGAUUCCUGGUGUGCAUGCUUCAUAAACUCGGCUUCGACAAAGAGAACGUGUACGAAGAGCUCCGAGCCGCCGUUCGAAACGCACCUCAAUUCCGAUUUGACUGGUUCAUCAAAUCCCGAACCGCCAUGGAACUUCAGCGGAGAUGCAACACACUCAUCACACUCAUUGAGCGAGAGAAUCACGAAAUCGAAGAGCGUGAAAAGGCGGAGAAGAAGCGAAAUAAGAAGUCCGGAGGAGGAGGAGGGGCAACCGGUGGGGUAUCUUCCGCAUCUGCGGCCAACAAUGACAAGGGAUCAUCGUCCAACGCUGACGGAGGCAAGCAGACGCCUAGCAAGAACCAGAAACGCAAGAACGACGAGACCAAUGCCGACACGCCCUCAUCGAGUUCCAAAAAGAAGACCAAAAAAUGAAUCUUUUUUUUUCGUCAAGCUUUUGUUCGUAUUCAAUCUGUACAGGAAACGCUCCCCAGAAUUGGCCUCCAAUUAUUGUUCUCGGUAAGGGGGAAGAGAGCUCGACCUGAGAACUCGUCAUGCCUCUCUCAAAACCAAACAAAAAAAACGCUACAAAAAAUGCCCCCCCCUCGUAUUUUUCAAACUCGUACUUAUUGUGGUAUUCCAAAAGCGAGUGUAUGUUUGUGUAUAGUAAUUUAGUGCGACAAUAAAUACAAAUGAAACGC